Vitrella brassicaformis is the source of this 2628-nucleotide messenger RNA. NCBI's taxonomy places the organism in Eukaryota, Vitrellaceae. The record is from the annotation of a GenBank genome assembly.
CAACUCCGAUCAGCCGGCGUCUGUCUGAGCAUUGCAACUGAGGAUGGCUGGUCUCCAUGCUGGUCAUCGCACCAAGGGCGACGACGGCACCCGCUGGGGCGUCCUUGCUCUCGCCUGCCUCAUCAUGAUUGGAUGCUACUACAGGCACGGAUGCAUCCACCAUGAUCUGUUGGCAUCUCUCGUUCAUCUCUGGCUGUGCUGUGUGUGUGCAGCUUCGACAACCCUGCGGCUUUGAACGAGUCGCUGCUGGACCACUUCAGCCCUCAGCUGUCAGUGUCUGAGUUCGAGUUCUACUUCAAUCUCCUCUACUCGGUCUAUGCGCUGCCCAACAUCUUCCUGCCGCUGCUCUUCGGAUACUUCAUCGACAUCAUGGGCGUCAGGGCCGCUCUCGUCAUCCUCAACGCAUUCCUGGUCGUCGGACAGGUCAGAAUGGUCACCUGGCCGCCAUUCUCCAUGUGUGUGUUGGAUGGAUGGAUGGAUGUGUGUGGUGGCGUCGUGUGUGGCGUUGUUUGGGCUGCUUUGCAGGCGGUGGUGUGUCUGGGGUGUUACGUUGUGAACAUGCCCCUGAUGCUCACUGGCCGAGUGUGCUUCGGGCUGGGCGGCGAGAGCCUCAACGUGGCCGCCACCGUCCUGCUCAUGCAGUACUUCAAGGAGCGAGAGGUCAGUCAUCCGACACACAAAUGAAAUAUCAUGCAGAUGCUCUUCUCUUCUGCACCAGAUGGCCAUGGCGCUGGGGAUGAAUCUGUGUGUGGCGCGGGGCGGGAGUGUGCUCAAUGACCUCAUCUCGCCGGUCAUCGCCACACGGCUGGGUGUGACGUCGGCCCUCCUCUUCAGCGAGGUGCUGCUCAUCCUGUGCAUGCUCGGCUCCGUGGGGCUCGUCAUCAUAGACGCCAGAGUCGAGCGGGACACUGACAGACACAACGCAGAGAUCGCCGCCAGCGUGAGCACUCAUGGCGCCACCGAGACGACAGUCGCCAGCACAACAACGACGGUGAGAGAGGAGGGAUGUGACAAUUGCAUGAGUUCAUCCGCGUUCCGUAUCCGCUCAUCCGGUCAACCAGAGUUCCCAUUCUCACCGCAUGUCGUUCAUGGAGGCGAUGCGGUUCGGCCCGGUGUAUUGGGUCGCGUCGAUGGUGUGUCUGGUCCUGUACUGCGCCAUCCUGCCGUUCAACAACAUCGCCUCGGCCUUCCUCGUCGAGGAAUGGUACUACGACCAGCCACCCGCACAGGUAGAUGACCAUCACACACAACACAACACGACGAAACACACGGGGAAGGCGGGAUCUUCGGUGUGCCUUGUUGUGGUAUCAGGCUCGUGAGCAUGCGGGUCAGGUGAUGAGCAUCAUCUUCGCCUUCUCGGCAGUGGCGUCACCGAUCUUCGGGAUCGUAUCCGACAAGGUGCCAAUGAAUGGACGGCGAGGACAAAACACACAGACAUGCACUGGUGAAUUGUCCGUCGACGGGUGUGUUGUGUCAUUAGGUGGGGAAGCGUGUCGGUUUCUGCUUUUGGUCGUCUCUGCUGGUCGGCCUGGCCCACUACCUGCUGCUGCACGUCACACCUGAGGUGUGAGACACACACGAGUGCUAGGAUAAUGUCGACCGUGUCUCAUCUCUCUUUCUGGUCAGAUCCCGAUGAUACUGCUGGGCCUCGGAUACACUGUCUUUGCCACCGUCAGCCGACAGCCAGACAUGCUCAACAAUCGACUUAAUGCCUGUGUCAUUAUUUCCAGGUCAUCUGGCCCUGUUUGGGUCUUGCUGUCGACGAGCACCAUGCAGGCACGGCGUACGGCUUCGCCACUGCAUUGCAGAACGCGGGGCUCUUCCUAGUGCCGCUCCAAGUCGCCUACCUCAGAGCCAAAACAGGUGGGGGUGGGUUUGCACAUGCAGGCAGACAGACAUGGGAGCAGGCGGCCCAGUUGACCUCUAUCUGGGUGGUGUGCAGGUCGCUAUGUGGUGGUGGAGCACAUGUUCAUCGCCCUGUCGUGUCUGGCGGCUUUUUUCUGUGUGUGGCUCUACUACCUCGACUCCAAACACGGCAGCGUCCUCGAGAGCGUCGAGGUGAGCGGGGGAGACACUCACGCAUGAGGAGAGACACACAUGGUGUGUGCCUGCGAAUGUGUGGCUUCAGCACGUCGAGUGUGAGAAGGAGCCCAUCUAUCGUGAGGAUCUGCCGCACUCGGACAGCACUCCCACCCAGGACGCCACGCCACACGCAGCCAGCACACCCGGUGAGGGCAACGGCGACGACCUGAAGGCCAAGAGGACAUCCAUCUUCGGCACCCAACUCAACAGCCUCACCAGACGAAACGUAUGUGACCAUGGUCGGAUGGACGGAUGGAUGGAUUGGCGGCCGUGUCUGUGUGUGGUGCGUCAGGCUGACGGCGGUACGGGCGGCGAGGAUGGUGUCUCGUGCGUCACGUGCCACCAGACCGUCAAGGUGCAGUGAUUUUGAUUCCAUCGGACGACACACACGACACACGCAGCAACAGGGAUGACACCAUGCAGACAGUUCGGUCCUUCAUUGCUCGUGCAUGGCAUGAGAUGAGAUGAGAAUAUCUACUGCUUGAGGUACCGACAAGCCGACAUACCGAUCAGACAAAUGACGUCCAUGAGUGUCUAUAAAUCGUG